Molecule: messenger RNA, 2001 nt
Organism: Ramularia collo-cygni
Lineage: Eukaryota; Fungi; Ascomycota; Dothideomycetes; Mycosphaerellales; Mycosphaerellaceae
Product: related to vacuolar endopolyphosphatase
Exons: 1
Coding region: 1-2001 (666 amino acids)
Biological process (GO): polyphosphate catabolic process
Cellular component (GO): fungal-type vacuole; membrane
Molecular function (GO): endopolyphosphatase activity; exopolyphosphatase activity
Source: RefSeq, a predicted model, not a curated record
AUGCGCGUCUGGACGACCUUGUUGACCUCGACGCUCCUGGCGCGAGCGUUCGGAGCUCCGCCGGUGCAGCUUCCACUUCGACCAUUCGCAGAGCAAGUCGCGAACGGCCAGCAGGCCGUCAUAAUUGAGAAGAAACAGAAACUGCACGGGCGAUUCCUCCAAGUCACAGACUUCCAUCCUGACCGCUUCUAUCAAGUCUACUCGGGAACUGAUGAGGACUCGGCAUGUCAUCGCGGUCAAGGACCUGCGGGUAUCUACGGUGCCGAGACCAGCGAGUGUGACAGCCCAAUCGCGCUGAUCAACAAAACGAUGGAAUGGAUCGCAAAGGAGCUCAAGGAUAAGGUGGAUUUUGUCAUCUGGACAGGCGAUUCGGCACGCCAUGACAACGAUGAGGAGUUUCCUCGAACGGAAGAGCAGGUGCUGGGUCUGAAUGAGUUCAUGGUGCACAAAAUGACUGAAGUCUUUGGGAAGCACGGUGGAGACCAGGGCGAUGGUGAUCCCAACAACGAUUUCCAGAUCCCAAUCGUGCCGAAUCUGGGAAACAAUGAUAUUCUGCCUCACAACAUUCUAGCAAAGGGACCGAACAAGUGGACGCGGUCGUACUCUCGAAUCUGGAGGCAGUUCAUCCCUGAAGCACAGCAACACUCUUUCCAACAAGGAGGUUGGUUCUAUGUGGAGGUCAUUCCUCACCAGCUGGCGGUCUUCAGCUUGAACACGCUCUACUUCUUCGGAAGCAAUGCAGCAGCGGAUGGGUGUGCGGCCCGGUCUGAGCCAGGAUAUCAACAGAUGGAAUGGCUUCGGAUCCAGCUACAAUUCAUGCGUGAUCGCGGGAUGAAGGCCAUGCUGGUCGGUCAUGUUCCCCCGGUCCGCCAGGAAGCAAAGACUUCCUGGGAUGAGACGUGCUGGCAGAAAUACACUCUGUUCUUGAAGCAAUAUCGCGAUGUCAUUGUCUCCAGCCACUACGGACAUUUCAACUACGAUCACUUUAUGUUCCAGGAUUUCAAGGAUCUGAAGAAGAGUACCAAGAAGGGCCGUWUGAGAUCCUCCCUUGAGAGUGUCAUGCAAGAUGGCGACGUGUCAACGUCAGUCAAGUCAGACUACUUUGUGCAGCUUCGUGAGGAAUGGUCAGACCUGCCAGUACCCCCAAAAGCCAAAUCCAGCAGUUGGUUAGACGCCAUGCUAGGCAGGAAGAAAGACAAAAAGGAACGGAAAGAAAGGGAAAAGAAGUACCUCAAGGAGAUUGGAGGCGAGUACACGGAACGAUUUGCUGCGACAUUUGUCGGCGCAAGUGUUGUGCCAAACCUGUUCCCGACCAUGCGUGUUUUCGAGUACAACACAACCGGCGUCGAACAUCACUCAAAGGAUGCGGAGCCGAUUCCACUACCCGCGUUGGUCGAAUACGAUGACGGAGAUUUUGAAGAGUCCGGUAAGAAGAGGCAUAAAAAGAAGCACAAGAAGAUCAAGUUCACGGUUCCUGAUGGGCCUUCAAAGACUGCUCCUCCCGGUCCAGCAUACUCCCCACAGAGUCUGUCGUUGUUGAAGUAUACGCAAUACUUUGCGAACUUGACACAUAUAAACAACGACUUCUCAUCUCAUGGGGACGAAGAGGGUGAUGCAGACGGGACGAAGUGGAACGAGGGCAAGCACAAGRGCAAAACCCCACACGACCAUAAAGGUCACAAACCCAACCCGAAGAAGUUCCAAUAUGAGAAGUUGUACGACACAAAGGAGGACAAAGUGUAUCGUCUGGACGAUCUAACAGUGUCAAGUCUAAUUGAUCUUGCAAGGCGCAUUGGGAACUUCGUACCCGAAGAUGAGAGCUUGGAUUCCGCAUCCGAGUACGAUCUAGAAGCGGAGACGAAGGGUAAGAAGCAUAAGAAGCAUAAAGGGAAGAAGAAGCAAGGCCAUCGCAAGGAGAAUGAGGCAUGGUACACCUUUAUUCGCAGAGCGUAUAUUGAAACGCUCAGCCAAGAUGAGAUCGAUGAGAUGUUUGGGGAAUGA